Messenger RNA from Acanthopagrus latus (yellowfin seabream), 786 nucleotides. Its product is annotated as C-type lectin domain family 6 member A-like. The record is from RefSeq and is a predicted model, not a curated record. NCBI's taxonomy places the organism in Eukaryota, Metazoa, Chordata, Actinopteri, Spariformes, Sparidae. The transcript is spliced from 6 exons. The coding region runs from base 43 to 786 and encodes 247 amino acids.
UUUAAUGCAUCAACACCGACGCCUGCUUGAACUAAUGACAGCAUGAAAGUGAACAACGGGUCGUCUCUGCUGGAGGAGCAACAGGAAACAUCUACAGACAAGAGUGGGUCGGGUCGGUACCGACAGCUGACUCAUUACUUCGCUCUGCUCGUCUUCCUGCUGGUCGUCAUCGCUCUGCUGCAGACGCUCUGCUUGGUUCAGAUCAGCCUGGUGUUCCAGUCGCAGUCGAGCCUGCAGGAGGCCAAAGUGUCGGAUCUGACGAGCAGGCUGGAGAAGCUGCGCCGGUCCUAUCAGCUCCUGUUCUCCCAGUACCCAGCUCUGAACCAGUACUGCCCCGUCAGCAACCACACCGCCGGCGAGAGAGUCUGCACGCCGUGUCCGGCCAACUGGACGGCUCAGGGGGAGAAAUGUUUCCUGUUCAGUCGGGACAGGUCCGACUGGAUCAGCAGCCAGUACCGCUGCAUGGCACUGGGGGGCGCUGUGGCCAUGGUCAGGACAGAGGAGGAGCAGGUGUUUCUGUGGAAAGAGGCCCAGAGUCUGAGCCAGGGGGACUCGUACUGGCUCGGCCUGAGGACGGGUGGUGGUGACGAGGGCUGGCAGUGGAGCGACGGCUCCCGGGUGGAGAAGGGACCAGAGUUUUGGCUUCACGUGCCCGACAACACCGACAGCAGGCCGCUGUGUGGACGACUCACCCCGGGAGACGACUACAGGAGGAGCUGGUUCACCUCCACCUGCUCCACCCGGCUGAGGAGGAUCUGUGAGAGGAGGCAGGCUGCUCUACAGUGA